Molecule: messenger RNA, 1079 nt
Organism: Umbelopsis ramanniana AG
Lineage: Eukaryota; Fungi; Mucoromycota; Umbelopsidomycetes; Umbelopsidales; Umbelopsidaceae
Exons: 9
Coding region: 44-1006 (320 amino acids)
Molecular function (GO): protein binding
Source: RefSeq, a predicted model, not a curated record
AGGUAGACACGUACGUUUGCUAAGUCAUCCACGAACUAAAACAAUGGCAACCGACAUCGAUACCUUAGUCGCUAUGGGAUUUCCUAGAAACAGGGCUGAAAAAGCCUGGAAAAAGACGAAUGGGGCGGGCCUGCAACCUGCCAUGGACUGGAUAUUAGAGCAUUCGGAAGACGCUGAUAUAGACGAGCCGGUGACUGAAGGACAGUCCUUGGCUGCUGCUGCAACACCCAGUGCCUCAAGCACAGGAAACGCUGAUGAUGAAGGAGAAAUCAAAGAUGGUGAACAGACUGCUCAAAGCUUGAUCUGCAAUGAUUGUCAAAAGUUGUUCAGAGAUGCUUCUGCUGCCGAACGUCAUGCUAUUCGUACUAGCCAUCAAAACUUCUCUGAGAGUACCGAGGCCAUCAAACCUUUAUCUGAAGAAGAAAAGAAAGAAAAGUUGGCGGAACUGAAAGCAAGGUUGGCGGAAAAGCGUGCCUUACGAGAGGUACAGGACAAGGAAGAGAAAAAGUCCAAUGAGAAAAUUCGCAGAAAAACUGGACAGGAAAUCACUCUUGCUAAGGAGAAAUUAGAGGAGGAACAAAUGAAAAAGGCGUUUGCAGCUAAGAAGAAGGAAAAGGAAGAGGAGAAAGCAGCAAAAGCGAAGAUCAAGGCCCAAAUUGAGGCUGAUAAAAGAGAAAGAGCUGCCAAGCGAGACGCGUCCAAGCAAGUUGCACAGGCCCAAGCUCAGGCCGAUGCGGCCGAAGCUGCCAAACCUUCUGUCAAAAAGGAGUAUACUGAAGCCAGACUACAGAUUCGUUUACCGGGUACCACUCCUGUUACCCAAACUUUUCCAGCAGGAAGUCAACUUGAGGAUGUUGCAGCGUUUCUAAGAGAUAACGGGCAUGCAUCGACCUUCACACUCUCUACAACAUUUCCAAGGAAAACUUUCCAGCCUGACGAAUACUCCAAGACUUUGAAAGAAUUAGACCUAGUGCCUUCAGCAGUACUUCUUCUGAAUACUGUAUAAAUUUGUAAGAGUUUUGUGGUUGGAAGGAUGUGCACUACAAGCAGGAUAUAAUAAAAUUGUAAAAUGCCUAUUG